GAAAAAAAUAGCUUAGGUGGUUGGCCAAACAUCAAAGGACACACUUCUUUUCAACAAACAAGUAAAGUCUGCCAGUUUUGUUUCCUUGUAUUUUAUUUUGUAGUUGACACAAUGGCCAAAUUCUUUCUAGUUUUGGUUUCUUUUCUGGCAUUGUGGCAAGUGUCAUUUUCAGAUGAAUCUAAGACACCUGACGAGAUAGGUGAAUUCUGCACAUUAGGUCUGACUGUAUCCACCGAGAUCUCCAACAACGACAGUUUCAUCAUCCAGACGCCAAACUUUGGCAAUGGCAGCUACGCUGAGAAUUCGACCUGUAAUUUUGUCUUCAUCUCUGGCGACACACCUCUCAUCGUCAAAGUUAUUUUCAGGUCUUUGAGCCUUGAGAACGACACCUAUUGCUCCAGAGAUUACCUGUGUGUCUAUGGAGUCAGGUACUGCGGGCUGUGGGAUGAGGAAAGGGCGUAUGAAUACAUUCUUCCGGCCAGAAAUACGUUUACUAUCGGCUUUAAGACGGACGAAUCUUUUCAGGAAGCGGGCUCACAGCUCGAAAUUCAAGUCCGAGACUACGAAAACGAGACCCUGGAUAUCGCUGCCUCUGGUGUAGGUUCGAGUCCCGAGAACGUCAACACCACAUCCAUCACGCUGGACGAGCUGGUGUACGAGGACAGGUGCGAGGGUCUGCCGGACCUCCCUGAGGUUUUGGACGACGUGGAUUAUGACGAGUUUGACGAGGGCGAGGCCGAGAUUUCUACCCCGAUCCCAGACGAUAACGCCGUUCUUACCCCAAUCUCCAACCACGAUUCUGGUGACGGCCAAUCAGGUGACGUCAUUGCAACCACCGAGAAACCACGUGGCGACGAUGAUGAAUGGGGUUGGGACGAUGAUGAGGGCGCUGGUGUUGAACCCACCCCCGAGCCACUGGAGGAUGCCAAGAACCAUGUGAACCCCACCCCUGGCCCCCAUGACGACGAAUGGUAAAAUUCCGCCGUUAGGGCGAGAAUUGGACAAACUUAAAAAAAAAUAAAAAAAAUUAAAUACGG
Messenger RNA from Physella acuta, 1037 nucleotides. RefSeq lists its product as uncharacterized. Lineage: Eukaryota; Metazoa; Mollusca; Gastropoda; Physidae. The record is from RefSeq and is a predicted model, not a curated record.